CGGUACGACUUACCAGAGUGUUCGUUUGUGUAAAAGCGCGCUGAAAGGAAGAUAUAGCUUAAUUCUAAUAACAGAGACGUUCAGUUGUUGCAAAAUGCUGUGGCGAGCAUUUUUUGCUAGUGCUUUGCUGAUAUUGGCAGUGAAGGCAGACCUGUAUAGCGAUUUAAGUUUCUUCCACAACCCCGAUUCCUGGAUCUAUGAAACACCUCGCUUCGAAUCCAGAAGCGCCGGCGCACCGGAAAAAGACAGGGAGCCUUUGGCUCCGGACUACAAGGAUCCCGUACCAUCUGCGACCGAGCAAAAGCCAGUGCUGAACCCGAAGGAAACCAAAGAGAAACAUCCGGUCAAUCCCGUAAUCCCAGGGGGUGUCAUAGACGUAGACGCUAACGGGGGAUUCCCCUCCUUCUCUAGCCCUUUCGGCCCGGAGUUUGAUUUUCCCGGACUGGGCGGCAAGCAGGGAGGAGUGCUCGGAUUCGGCGGACUGUUCGGGAUCGACGACAGCAAUAGCUGGUGGAAGGGAAAAAACGUUUGCAUAGAGAGGGAAGAGAGUACGGACGAUGAUAACGACGACAAAGAUGAGUCGCCUGAAAUCGAAAAGAAGAAUAACUCGGAAGUCACCACCCACAGGGAACCCAACUUCUUCUCCACGUCGAUACGCCUCUCCAACUGCUUUGAGUCGGAAAACAAAUACGAGUGCACCACGAAAAUAAACAACCAUGGCGUGGUCAAAACCUUCACGGUCCGCUACAAGUGUUGUUAUGGGUUCAAAAGAUUGCCCGAUUCCAACGGAUGUACCAAACAGGUGGACCUGAAACCAAUUCUGCAAACUUUGGAAGACUUGAAGCUUGACGAAUUCCGAAAUCUGAUCCGCUCGAGCAACUUGGACGGCAAAUUUGAAGAAGGAAACUUCACCCUAUUCGUACCGAGCGACGACGCCGUUCAUGAUUACAGCGAAAAAAUCAACGAAGUGAACAACGUGGAAAUGGCACGGAGACGCAGAGCCGUCAGCAACGCCCUCUCCUCUAAGGAUUUGGUACUGAGUCAUUCGAGUGAAGGUUUCAUUGAACUGACUGACUUGGACAACGAACAGCUCCUUGAAAGCGAGGACGGUCAGAAGAGUCCGAUACGGAUCAACAUUUACCCGACACACAGCUACGAGAAAAUGCUGACGGCAAACUGCGCUAGAGUGAAAAAGGGCAAUAUUUUGGCAGACAACGGCAUAGUUCAUAUAUUGGAUCGCGUCGUUCCUCCGGCUAGCGAAGAUUUGUUGAAAAUCAUCGGCAGUCAUCCAAAACUGACCUUCCUCAGACAAAUCCUGGAAAAGACGGAUAUCCCCACACGGUUGAAGCCAGACGGCCACUAUACAAUUUUUGCGCCAACAGACGAUGCUUUCAAUAAGGUCGAUGAAAAUCAAAGGCAGAAGUUCCUCAACGGUGGAGGUUGCGCAUCGAAUAUCUUGAAACACCACAUCGUAGCUCACACGGUAUGCUCCACUGCUAUAAUCGGGAACGCGACUACCCACAACGUUGAAGGUUCCGUCUUAAAUAUGGAAAGGACCAUGGACGAUGAGCUGAUCUUCGAAGGAAAGGCCAAAAUUAUUGAAUCCGACGUGAUUGGCACCAACGGGGUGAUUCAUCUGAUCGAUAACCUCAUCGUUCCAGAAUCAGGCCAGUAUAUCGAGAACGUCCUCAAAGCGCACAACUUCUCCAAAUUCCAAGAGCUGGUCGAAAAGGCCGGAUUAACAGAGGAACUUAAUGAUUUGGAGAACGGUACCGUAUUCGUCCCGUUCAACAAAGCCUUCGAAAACCCGGAAGCGCAGAAACUGCUGGAGGAAAUAGGCAACGACCAGGAAAAGCUCAAAGAUUUGGUCAGGUAUCACGCAGUUGAAGGCCAGAUGGCGUCGUGCGAUAUGAAAAACAAUCUCAAGCUGGCCACCAGAGAUAACGGCAAGGAGCUUCGACUCAACCUAUACUCAACGCUACCGCUAUUCACCAACGUGAUCAACAGAGCAACAAUCAACUGCGCGAGGAUGAUCGGUUUCGAUGAGAAAACAUGCGGUUCUAUGGUGCAUGAAGUCAACCAAGUGCUGAUACCGCCCACCAAAACGAUUUACGAGUUGAUUAGCGACGACGAGAGGUACUCAACUUUGAGGCAACUGCUGCAAGGUACUGAAGUCGAAACGAUUCUUCGAGAAGAUAAUCGCUCGAUCACGUUCUUGGCACCCACCGACGAGACGUUCGCCGCGUUGGACGAGGACGACAGGAAGCAAUUAUUGGAGAAUAAGGAAAAGGCGGAGGAAGUUUUGAAAACUCACGUUCUUACAGAGGUCCUCUGUUGUUCUGGCGUGGGUCCGAAUACGUGGGGUUUCAACAGCUUCAUCCCCACUCUGGGUUCGCAGAAAGUCGAAGUCGGUAGGAUGGGAAGCCAAGUGCGCAUAAACAGGGCUGUGGUGACGAGCUGCGACAAUUUAGCCACAAACGGUGUGCUGCACACCAUCAACAAAGUGCUGGCACCCAAAAAGACGUCCACCAUCUCUACAAUCGGUGGAGGGUUCUUCUUAUUCGACCUCUAAAACGAGGCCCGAGAGUGAUAUUCAAAGUGUGACUGACUUUUUGUACUUUUUAUUCGUUAUACAUUUAGGUCUUACGUAGUCGAUAGAACAGAGUUUGCUAUUAUUUAUUGAUGUUUAUGAUUUAUUUUGUAGCGAUUAGUGAGAAUUAAAUUAAAUUUCGUAA
Molecule: messenger RNA, 2735 nt
Organism: Cylas formicarius (sweet potato weevil)
Lineage: Eukaryota; Metazoa; Arthropoda; Insecta; Coleoptera; Brentidae
Product: transforming growth factor-beta-induced protein ig-h3
Exons: 12
Coding region: 95-2572 (825 amino acids)
Biological process (GO): extracellular matrix organization; cell adhesion
Cellular component (GO): extracellular matrix
Molecular function (GO): cell adhesion molecule binding
Source: RefSeq, a predicted model, not a curated record